GCUGCAGAGCGAAUGUCUAAGAGUCCUUUUUUAUUUUAUUUUUUUAAUCAAACCUUUUCUUUUCUUAUGAACAUUUGAUCCUCACACUUGACCAAAACAGGAUGUUGAAGCUGUGUCAUGAUUUUUUUCAACAAAGCAACAUUUCCUUCAACAAACGGACACAAAUUAAAACCCAGACUUAAAGCUUGGGCUGCGGCAGCAGGUUGGAGCAGCAAUCUGCUAUGAAUGGUCAAAGCCAGAAAAUUGAGAAUGGCGACAGACCUGCAGAAACCAGGAGAUGUCUGGGCUUCUCAGGGCGCCACAGCCUGUUCCUCUCUCUUGUUUUUGGAGUUAUGCUUUUUUUCUACUUCACUAAUAUGAGGGGCAUGUCGCCUGAAUGGAACCCCAAACAGUGGAUGCAAAGUCAUUCAACAAAACUUUUCAUCCCUUUUAGUAUGCAAAGUAAAACAAAUAGUUCCAGAUCUAAGGGGAAAGCUGCUGGUGCUUCUAUUGGAUUGGCACAAGAUGCCACCACAGCCAGACAUCCACAACUUCCAUCAUGGUUAACAGAGAGGAUCCUAAAAGCCAAAGCUGCCUGGCAGACAGCGGCUCCUUAUGUGACUCGUGGACCGUACUUGGUAGAGUAUCCCUAUGAGUACCACUUUACCAUAAACGAGCCUCAAAAAUGUGAGCAGGAGAAGUCAUUUGUGGUUCUUAUGGUACCAGUAGCGCCACAUAAUCGAGCACACCGUGAUGUCAUCAGAAGCACCUGGGGGAGCGAGAAGAUGAUUGAUGGUAAAGCAGUGACCUUGUUCUUCUUGCUGGGGAAGCAGACUGAAAGUGAUGCAGAGCAGGUCCAUCAGCAGCUUGUGCAGGAGAGCAAAGACCAUCAUGACCUCAUUCAGAGCGACUUUGUGGACUGCUACAAAAACCUGACCAUAAAGACCAUGGUGAUGCUGGAGUGGCUGAACUCUUUCUGCUCCAGCGCUGCGUACACUAUGAAAAUCGAUUCUGACAUUUUUCUGAAUGUUCCUAAUCUUGUCACCAUGCUCCAAAAUGCUCCAAGGACAAACUACAUGACCGGCUUAGUGGUAUAUGAAGCACAGGUCUUGAGGGAUCCCAGUUCCAAAUGGUAUGUGCCCAUGAGCAUUCUCAGUGAUCCUGUUUAUCCUCCUUACGCUUUGGGUCUGGGUUACAUUUUGUCUUUGGAUCUCACCAAAAAGCUGGUUGAAGCUUCCCAAUAUGUGAAAGCUUUUUAUAUCGAAGACGCAUAUUUAGGCUUGUGUAUGUACCACCUGGGUAUCCGUCCAGUAGACCCCCCAAAUGAGUUCAGCUUCCACGUAUUUCCUCUCAUAUACAAUCGAUGUGAUUACUCCAAGGUAAUCGCCACCACAGUUCACGGAUAUGAAGAUCGUGUGAGCAUUUGGAGAGACAUUAAAAGACCAGGUCCGCACUGCUGAUAGGUUAAAAAUGUAGGAGACAAAUGAAAUUAGAUUAAAGCAAAAUUAGUACAACAUUUUAUAUUUAUGCUCUUUGACUAGGAAAAUUACCCAUUGUUCCCAUUUAACCUUAAUAUCACUGUACCUGUUGUUACUUUUUUUCUGUUUGGGUUAAAAUCAGAAUAUAGUAUUUAUAUAUUUUAUGUUAUUUUAUUUAUAGAUUUAUAGGGUUUUAAAAUGAGGAGAGCAAGGGUCCUAACAAUAAAUUCAUAAGAAAUGUAACCUCUCUCCACAAAUACAUCUUCAGUUUCUUUUUAAAAAAAAAUGGCCAAUUGGUAAUGGCAUAGAGGUUUAGGGUAGAUGGUUCCAGAAUGUGAAAACCUGCAACCAUCUAAAAAUCCAUAGCGUUUAGUUAUUGUCUUUGUAACAUUCAAUAAAAGCUGAAUUAAUGAUCUUAAAAAACUGCCAUGCACAUAAAAAACCUCAAAAUUCAGACAAUUAAAGAGAAGAGAAACCAUGGGAGAGAUUUAAAAACAAACUGUAAAAAGAAAGACUGCAGGCAAGUGACAUACAUAUAACACUUUAUGUCAAUGCAAUGUAUUUUUCAUGUAAUGUUUCUUUUUUCUCUUUCUUUUUUUUUUGUUAAUGUGUAUUACUUGAAAUUGCCUUGUUACUAAAAGGUGUUGCUCAAAUAAACCUGCCCCGCCUUGGCUUGCCUUCAGUUCAAAAUGAUAUGACUCAAGCCGGAGAAGAAAUAAUGAUGCAGAACUAGAGCAGACCUGAUCCGCCUUGUGGCACAUCUAUGACGAGUCUUGAGUAAUCCAAAGUCUAAGAUUACAUACUGGAAACUCUCAGCUGAAAGUGCAUAUGUGUUUAAAAACUGCUGGGUGAUGUUGAAAAAUGAAAAACAUACAGAUUCUUUUGGCCCUUACAACUGAAGAAUAUGAUUAUAAGAUUUAAAGUAAUAAAAAAAGCAAUCUUGAUAUGAAUCUUGCAGGUUAUAAACAAAAACAAAAAAGCUUAUCCUCUCAAAACCCCAAAAGCAUUACAUAUAAUAACUCAGAAUGCAUGAAAAUACACUGGUAAAAUGUUUACCAAUAUAGACAUGUUAGACAUCAUUGGAAAGCUUAGAUUCUCCACAA
Messenger RNA from Cyprinodon variegatus (sheepshead minnow), 2560 nucleotides. RefSeq names its product beta-1,3-galactosyltransferase 1-like. The record is from RefSeq and is a predicted model, not a curated record. Lineage: Eukaryota; Metazoa; Chordata; Actinopteri; Cyprinodontiformes; Cyprinodontidae. Gene Ontology annotation, molecular function: N-acetyl-beta-D-glucosaminide beta-(1,3)-galactosyltransferase activity. Gene Ontology annotation, cellular component: membrane. The coding region runs from base 222 to 1439 and encodes 405 amino acids. The transcript is spliced from 2 exons.